CUUUAGUUGAAUAAAUAUUCCAUCAACGAUUUCAUCACGAAGGACAUGAAAGAGGAGACUGAGGAGAAGGAGGAGAAGGAGACAAAGGUGAAAGGUAAAGAGAAGAAGACCGACGAAGAGAAGAAGAAGAAAACGAAAAAGAUUAAAAAUGAAAAAGUUCAAGAAAACGUUGUCAGUAGCACUAGUAGCAGUGGGCAGAUAGAUUCAGAUGACGAGGAGGAAGCAUCGUCAGAGAGUAAACCAGAGUUCCACUUCUUAAAAUCAGUCCCUUCAAGGAACUACUGCGUGAUAAAGGCUGGAGAAAAGUGGUAUAGUACGGUCAGCAGCCCGGCUAGUGACACUACGCCGGUCAAUAUGUCCUACUGGCUACCUAAGAUAGAGAAGUACACAGAAAAAGUCUGGGAACAGGAAGUAGCCUGCUAUGAGGCGGGACGGAAGAAGGGAGGGGACAAGGGUGAGGAGGCGUGGCUGAAAACAGUUCUUAAAUCUGGUACUUUGACCGACAAGCUGUCAGCCUACGUAGUUCUGGUCCAGGCCUCUCCUAUACACUGCUUCUCAGUUCUGGAGACGAUGCUAAGCCUGGUGUCCCUGAAGAGUAGACGACCCUGUCUUCUCUCCCUGGAAACUAUAUCUCAUCUUCUCAUCUCAGAUCUUCUUAUUCCAGACAGAAAACUGAGAAAGUUUGAACGUAAUCCGUUUCAUCAGCUUCAGGAGUUGACCGGUGGCAACAAGGAUACUCGUGACCGGUAUCUUAUGUCCUGGAUGUUUGAAGAUAAACUGCGGGAUUUCUAUAUCAGAUUUAUUCAAGCUAUGGAUCUGGUUGGAAAGGAUUCAAUUGAGAACACAAGAGUAAAGGUGAUCAGCUGUACACAACGUCUCUUAUGUGGUAACCCAGAGCAAGAGCAGUUGUUGCUGGAGAAGCUGGUUAACCGGCUAGGAGAUCCAACACGCGCAGUUGCGGCAAAGGCGAUGCAUCAUCUUGGUGUACUCAUUGAAGAGCAUCCAGGAAUGAAGGUGAUCAGCUGUACACAACGUCUCUUAUGUGGUAACCCAGAGCAAGAGCAGUUGUUGCUGGAGAAGCUGGUUAACCGGCUCGGAGAUCCAACACGCGCAGUUGCCGCAAAGGCGAUGCAUCAUCUUGGUGUACUCAUUGAAGAGCAUCCAGGAAUGAAGGAUAUUCUGGUGAAGGAGGUUGAACGUUUACUCUACCGACCUAACAUCAGUCCCAAGGCGCAAUAUUAUGGAAUCUGUUUUCUAUCUCAGAUGAUGCUGGAUAAAACCAGUAAUAUUGCCAGCAAACUUGUCAAAAUUUACUUCUCAUUCUUCACUAUAUCCAUCAAGAAAGGAGAGAUAGAUAACAAGUUGAUGUCCGCUCUACUGACUGGUGUAAACAGAGCAUUCCCUUACUCCAAGCUUGACCCAGCUCAGCUAGAUCAACAGAUUAAUACAAUGCACAAGUUGGUUCACAUGGUGAGCUUCAACAUCAGUGUACAGACCCUCACCCUGCUCUACCAGAUCAUGGACUCGAGGGACUCUGUUAAUGACAGGUUCUACACUGCCUUGUAUUGGAAAAUAUUGGACCCUGGGUUCUCUACAUCUUCAAAGCAGGUUAUGUUCUUGAACUUGUUGUACAACUCUGUACGCAAGGACUGUAGUGUAGUACGAGUACGUGCGUACAUAAAGCGUCUUCUUCAAUGUUGUGAGUAUCUCCCUUCAAAUAGUGCAGCAGGGAUUCUCUUCAUCAUUUCAGAAAUACUCAGAACCCGAGGAGAUCUUAGUUUAAGAAGUGUUCUGGAAUCUCAAGAUGGAAAUACAGAUUUUUCAAGAUUUGAUGAUUCUGAUGAUGACGAGCACUACGAGGAUGUUAAAGAGGAGGAUGAGGAGGAUACUAAGGAUGCUGAGGAGGAUGAGGAUAUGGAGGAAAAUCAGAGUGAUGAUGAAAAUGAGAAUGAUGAGGCUGAUGUGAAAAUGGAGGAUGAUAAGGAGGAGAUCAAGCCUGGUUGGAUGUUUAAGAAGGCCACUAAGGGACACACUGCUAAAUACUCGUAUGAUGCACAAUGCAGAAAUCCUCUCUAUGCAGGAGCUGACAAGGAUGGGUUCUGGGAACUGGAAGCCCUCUGCCGCCAUUUUCAUCCAACAGUCGCCAUGUUUGCACAAAACCUUAGUGAGAAUGUUCCAAUCAAGUAUCCCGGAGACCCCAUCAAUGAUUUCACAAUACCCAAGUUUCUUGACAGAUUUGUAUUCCGUAACCCCAAGAAGGAUCCUGCAAAGAAUAAACCAGUCUCAGCUCUUGGCAAGAGAAACAUUUACAAACCUGGUGGUAUCAAGGCCGUGGCCCCGGAUAGUAGAGAGUUCAUAAAUAGAACUCUAGAAUCUAUACCUGGAGACGAACUAUUUUUAUAUAAAUACUUUUUGUUAAUUUUAGAUUUGGAUUUUGCCAAGGGGUUGGAGGAGGGAGGAGAGGAGGGUAGUGAUCUAGAUCUACCAGAAGACGAGAGCGAAGGUGAAGAGGAAGAUGAAGAGGAUAGUGAUGCAGAACCUGAAGGACUUGAAGGAGAAACAGAUGAUGGAUUCCAGGACCUGUCUGAUGAGGAUGAUGAUGAUGAACUAGGAGGAGGUGAUAUGAAGUACAUGGAUGAUGACGAUGAUGAUAUGGAUGAAGAAGAUAUUAAGUUUAGUGAUGAGGAGGAGGAGGAGGAGGGACCGAGUAAAAAGCCCGCCAAAAAGUCUGGAGCCAAGAAGAAAUCCUCUAAACGUUUUGAUCGGUUUGAUCCGAAUGAUCUGAGCAGUCUACUGGCUGAUGCCGAGGAGUUCUCUCAUCUACUAGAACAGAACGAUGAUGAAGGAACGAGUAAGAGUGUAUCGAGCAAGGAUAAGGCGAGUGUUAAGCAGUUGAACUGGGAGAAGAACAGGGAAAACUUCAUGAACAACAAGACCUGGGGAAAAUCCGGGAAAGGGGGAAAACCCGGGAAAUCCGGUAAAUGGGCCCCGAAAUCCGGAUCGAAAGGAAAACCUCUGAAGAAGAAAAUGAAGAGAUAGAAUUUUUUUUUGUCUUUAAAAUUUAAUUAAUUUUAAUAAAUAUUUUUUGUUAUA
Messenger RNA from Eurytemora carolleeae, 3093 nucleotides. It is a transcript of the gene Noc1, whose product is annotated as CCAAT/enhancer-binding protein zeta. The record is from RefSeq and is a predicted model, not a curated record. Gene Ontology annotation, cellular component: nucleus. Lineage: Eukaryota; Metazoa; Arthropoda; Copepoda; Calanoida; Temoridae. The coding region runs from base 46 to 3039 and encodes 997 amino acids. The transcript has 29 exons.